AUGUACGACAUCCCAACUGGCCUCAUUGUUGACCACAAUAAUGAUACUGCCUUUUGCAAAGGGUGCCGUUGCAAUAAAGAUCUUUGCGAAUUCGAAAUCGCUCCUAAAAAGAUCCGAUUGGCUUUGAAAUGUAAAGAGUGUCGAGAUGUUGAGGCGGAAAGAAAUAGGAAACACAGAUUAAACAAAACUUUGGGUAACACAAAACCUCAAUUGAAAAGAACAGGAGAGGAAAGAGCACCUAAGAUUGAUUUGGAUUCUAGGAAGUUACCUCCUAAUUUUAAAAUGUCGGACUACUCAUCUAAAGACCACCCAUCUAAAGAAUUAGAAUACGAUGGGAAGCUAAUCAAAUAUUGUCAAUCAUGCAAAGCUUUCCAUGAGUUGUGCCAUUUUAUCGAUCCAAAAUCAAAUGUCGAAAACACCCAGUGUAACCUACAGAGGGAAGCAAAGGCUAUCAGAAAUAAGACUAGCUACCACAACAAUAUUGAGGAAAUCAACGAAAGACGCAGAGAAAGGUAUGCAGAAAACCCGGUUGAAGCAAAUGAAAGGAACAAGAAGUACCGCACCCCGGAAAGGCUCCAGCAGUAUAAUGCUAAUCGAAGAAGGAAGCAUGCAGAAAAUCCAGAGCAUAACCGUGACUUACGAAGAGAGUAUCACCAAAACAAUAAGGAACGAAUCAAUGUUAGGGAUAGGGAAUACUACCGAGUUAAUAAGGAUCGCAUUAGAGGAAAUGACACAAGAAGAAGGAAAACCCAACCAAAGACUAGAUACGCCAUGAUUGUCAAUAAUGCCAAAGCACGGGAUCUGGAUUUUGAUCUCACUUUAGAAGCAGCAACAGUAUUGAUGGAGUCACCUUGCUUUUAUUGUAAUUACAAGGUAGACGAGGAGUUGAUUUCGAUAGAUAGACUGGAUAGUCACAAAGGUUACAAUGUUGAUAACGUGGUGGCUUGUUGUACAAAAUGCAAUACUAUGAAAAGGUCAUUGGAUCCUAAAACCUUUUUGUUAAGAUUAAAGGGUAUCCUUGAGCCACUUGAUAAAGAUGUUUGCAGGAACGUGUAUCGGAACACAACGGGUUCAAAAUACACUGAUUGCAAGUCCAACGCCAAAGACCGCAAACUGGAUUUUGAGUUGACCUAUAUCCAGCAUACCUCAAUCGUGGCUCUUCAGUGCUAUUAUUGUAACCGAAAUAAUACAAGGCUACACAAAAAUGGAAUUGAUCGUUUAGACUCCAAGAUUGGUUAUGUUGCUGGGAAUUGCGUUGCUUGCUGUACUGACUGCAAUCUCUUGAAGGGGACUUUAACUGAAAAUGAGCUUUAUAAACAGGCUUCUGCUAUAUUGGAAAACACCGAAGACCGAGACCUCCACAUGAUUGAUCAUAUUCCUAAAGAACUCAAUCCAAUGGCUCCUAUUCGUUAA
Magnusiomyces paraingens is the source of this 1413-nucleotide messenger RNA. RefSeq lists its product as uncharacterized. The transcript has a single exon. Lineage: Eukaryota; Fungi; Ascomycota; Dipodascomycetes; Dipodascales; Dipodascaceae. Bases 1 to 1413 code for a protein of 470 amino acids. The record is from RefSeq and is a predicted model, not a curated record.